GGCCUUCUUUUCCCAAUGUAUUAUAAGAGCGUGGAUAGUUACAGAGCUGUUGAGACCGUCUGCAGCACCAUGGUUCAUCACGCUGUCUGCACGCUGCUGCUCACCUGCCUGGCAGGUUUUUCUGCCAGUGACACUGAGCUGGGUGGAGCCGUGGAGGAGACCUCAUACGGGCCGUCCUCAGUGGGGAUCAGUGGGGUCGACGUAGUGACAGUGGGGAUCCCGUAUGGUUUCGAGUGCUAUGCUGACUGCUACCCUACCUGCCAGUACACCUGGACGAGGGGUAAUGUGACCACUCAGGGCCCCGAGCUGGACCUGCAGCUCCUGCACAUAAUGCCACCACAGACCCUGACCUGCACGGUGGUCAACCCUGCGUCCGGGAAGUCAGCCUCCGUCCACAAGACGCUGCGAGUGACUGCCGGUCCAUCAAACCUGCAGAUCAGCGGUCCAGCCUUUCUGACUUCAGGGACUGGAGCCAACUUUACCUGCUCAGCUUACUGCUACCCGUCCUGCAGCUACUCGUGGUCUGUGGUCUUGGACGAGGAGACGUACAGUACGGCACAAGGCAACACGAUAUCUGUCACACCGCCGACCACAACUGUCACCUCGGAGACCCUGAUCUGCCAGGCUCAGGACACCGUCUCACACCUCUUCGCCUCCACGUCUCUGUUUCUGUGGGUGGCAAGUUCAUCGGACAUCAUCAUCACUGGUGACAGUGCAGUGGUAAUGGGACAACAGUACUCGUACAUAUGCUCUGCCACAUGCAUCCCAUCCUGUCGGUUCACUUGGAGGUACAAUGGGAAGACUUUCAUGGGUGACGAAAUCCAGAUACCCAUUUUACACCAGGGGCAGAUGCCAAAGUAUGCCAAUCACCUGGAGAUCACUUUCAGUGACUACUCGAAAAAUGAGCCUCUGACCUGUGAGGCAACAAACACUAUAUCUCAAGCCGUUAUCAGCACCACUAUGACCCUCACUGUUGAAGAUCCAUUCACAGUGAGCCCCGCCUCUCAGGCCCAGCCGGUGUCAGGCAAGUCUUUCUCUCUGCAGUGUGUCGGCUCUCAGAACCCGGCGUCCAUUACGUGGCUGAAGGAUGAAGGCCCGAUGCCUGCGUCUGAAAGAGUGCAUUUCUCCCCCGGAAACGUCACGAUGACCUUCAGUCCUGUCCUGCAGGCAGAUGAUGGUUUAUACCAGUGUGUGGUCACAGAGGGGCAGACCCCCAUCCAGUCUAUUGGCUACAAGAUGCAAGUAAACUACGGGCCGUCUUCAGUAACGAUCAGUGGUGUCGACGUAGUAACUGUGGGAGUGCUGUACAGUUUCCAGUGCUCAGCCAGCUGCUACCCAACCUGCCAGUUCACCUGGACCAGAGGGAAUGUGACCUCUCAGGGCUCGGAGCUGAGCUUGCAGCUUAAAGAGCUACAGCCAACCCAAAACCUGAGCUGCACGGCGUUUAAUCCCACCACAGGAAUAUCAGUCACUGUCCAAAAGACGCUGCGAAUGACUGCUGGGCCAUCAAACAUACAGAUCAGCGGUCCAGCCUUUCUGGAAGCAGGAGUGGCAUCCAUCUUUACCUGCUCAGCUUACUGCUACCCCUCCUGCAGCUACUCAUGGACUGUUGUCUUGGAUAAGGACACGUACAGUACCGCACAAGGCAACACAAUAUCUGUCACUCCACCUGCUACUGCCGUUUCCUCCGAAACGCUGAUCUGUGAGGCUUGGGACACCGUCCCUCACCUCAACGUCUCCAAGUCUCUGCUUGUGCAGGUGGCAAGUUUAUCUGACAUCAUCAUCACUGGUGACAGUGCAGUAGUAAUGGGCAAACAGUACAAGUUCACAUGCUCUGCCACAUGCAACCCAUCCUGUGAAUUCACCUGGAAGUACAUGGGGAGGAUUGUCCGGGAGGAGGUGGCAAACUCUGACAGCUACCUGGAGAUCACUUUCAGUGACUACUCCAAAACUGAGUCUCUGACCUGUGAGGUCACCAACACGUUGUCUAACGCCACUAUCACCACCACUAAGAACCUCACUGUCAUCGAUCCAUUCUCAGUGCGUCCCAGCUCUCAGGCCCCACCUGUUGCAGGGGAACCUUUCUCUCUGCAGUGUGUUGGCACUCAGGACCCAGCCUCCAUCACGUGGCUCAAGAACAAUCAGCAAAUCCUUGCAUCUGAAAGAGUGCACUUCUCUGCCGACAACGCCACAGUGACCUUCAGUCCUGUCUUGCAAGCAGACGGCGGGUUAUACCAAUGUUUAGUAGUAGAGGGAGGCAACCAGACGCUCUACUACGACUCAGUGGAAAUAGUGGAGGAGGGCGGGGCCCCCAUCCUGUCGGUUGGCUAUGUGAUGCAAGUUAACUACGGUCCAGGUGAGGUGCUUAUUGUGAAACCCAACAAAGAGCCCGUAGGCCAGGAGAUGUUCACCAUGGACGGAUCCACGACAGAGCUGCAGUGUUUGACCGACUGCUUCCCCGUCUGCUCCACCACCUGGUUCUACCGCGGCGGGCUGCUUUCUAGGAACGCCUCCAUAUCGUUCACACCUGUGACGCCUCCAUAUGAGACUGCCCUCACCUGUGUGGCCUUCAACUCGGUGACAAAGAGAAACCGAACGGCUGCGACCACGGUGGUGGUGCCAGACGGACCGAAGGCUGUGAUCAUUUCGGGACCAGGCAGCCUUGAAGUAGGGGUCCCAGCGAGCUUCACGUGCUCGGCCGAGUGCACUCCGUCGUGCAGCUUCACGUGGACCUUGUACGGGAAAACGGUGACGGGGAGCGGCAUCGACAUCACCGUGAACCGCUACGUUUCCCAAGAGUCCAUCAGCUGCCAGGCCGAGAACACGUACACCGGGAAGAUGGCGACGUUCAACGAGACGCUCAGUGUCUCAGAUCCUCACUGGUGCGGAUGUUAAGAACUGCAUUCCCCUCUUCUUGCAAGUGCUCCAGUAAUCUUUUUUUUUUUUACAAAUGACUCUGCGUGCGUGGAUGUGUUUGCUUGGGCUUUGUGUUGCCGACUGUGAUGGACUGGUGACCUGAAUAUAGGGUGUUUCCCUGCCUUUGAGCGCAGUGCACUCUGGGACAGGCUCCAACCUCUUCUUGACCCUGAACAAGAUUAGACAGGUAUAGAGAAAGGACUUUCUGGAUCGUGUGCUUGAGUAAUACGUUUCUGGGUGUUAUUUACACAGGGCUGAUCAUUUUCUUUGAUGGUGUAUUCCCACUUGUCUUGCCAAACAAUACACACUAUUAUACUUAAUAAACAAUGGACUGCUGUGGUUAAUA
Molecule: messenger RNA, 3262 nt
Organism: Acanthopagrus latus (yellowfin seabream)
Lineage: Eukaryota; Metazoa; Chordata; Actinopteri; Spariformes; Sparidae
Product: hemicentin-1-like
Exons: 13
Coding region: 16-2895 (959 amino acids)
Source: RefSeq, a predicted model, not a curated record